This is a messenger RNA of Boeremia exigua, 1825 nucleotides long. RefSeq names its product mannan endo-1,6-alpha-mannosidase DCW1 precursor. The record is from RefSeq and is a predicted model, not a curated record. The coding region runs from base 108 to 1457 and encodes 449 amino acids. Gene Ontology annotation, biological process: carbohydrate catabolic process; fungal-type cell wall biogenesis. The transcript is spliced from 2 exons. Lineage: Eukaryota; Fungi; Ascomycota; Dothideomycetes; Pleosporales; Didymellaceae. Gene Ontology annotation, molecular function: mannan endo-1,6-alpha-mannosidase activity.
UCCCAACUUGCCGCGCGGCGCCUUAAUUGAACCAAGCCCGGCGCUUGACUCUGGGCAUCUUCGCCCUCGAUCUGCACUCAUCUGUCCGCGCUUUCGGCUUGCACACCAUGAAGUUCUCUUCUGCCCUUGGGGCCAUAGGGGCCUCGAGUGUCCUCCUGUCCGGCGUCGGUGCUAUCCAGCUGGACAUCAACUCGCCUGACAACAUCAAGCAGGUCGCAAAGACCCUCUCCGGUGGUCUGCGCCAGUACUACACUGGUGACCGUGUUGGCGACACACCUGGUAACUUGCCAGAUCCGUACUACUGGUGGGAAUGCGGUGCUAUGUUCAAUGCUCUAAUCGACUACUGGUACUACACUGGCGAUGACCAGUACAAUGGCAUUACGUCCCAGGCCAUGGAGGCUCAGAUUGGAGACUACAAUGCUUUCAUGCCGGCCAACCAAACCAAGACGCUUGGAAAUGACGACCAGGCCUUCUGGGGAAUGGCCGCUAUGACUGCUGCUGAAAACAAGCUGCCUGACCUUGGAGACGGUAAGCCGUCUUGGCUCUCCCUUGCCCAGGCCGUCUUCAACACCCAGAAAGACCGUUGGGACAAUGCUACCUGUGGAGGAGGAUUGAAGUGGCAGAUCUUCACCUUCAACAAUGGCUACAACUACAAGAACACCAUCUCUAACGGCUGCUUCUUCAACAUUGCGUCGCGUCUCUACAAGUAUCUUGGCAACGACACGUACGCGGAGUGGGCCGAGCGUGCUUGGGAGUGGGAGCUUUCUGUGGGUCUCAUGAGCCCGGACUUCCACUUUUACGAUGGUACAGACGACAAGCAGAACUGCUCCAGCAUCAACCACAUCCAAUGGACCUACAACGCCGGUGUGCAUAUGGCUGGCGCUGCUGCUAUGUGGAAUGUGACCCAGAAUGAUCUGUGGAGGACUCGCCUAAAGGGUCUGAUCGAUGGUGCUGGUGUCUUCUUCAAGGACGGCGUCAUGACUGAGGUCGCUUGCGAGAACAACGGCAAGUGUGAUGUCGAUCAGCGAUCAUUCAAGGCGUAUCUUGCGCGCUGGAUGGCAUACACUGCAGUCAUCGCCCCCUGGACCCGCGAGUACAUCGAUCCACUUCUCCAGGCGUCGGCUAAAGCCGCGGCCGCGCAGUGCAUUGGAGGCGCCAACCAGACAUCCUGCGGCCUCCGAUGGAUCGAUAAUGGCGUGAACGAUGGUAGCUUUGGUGUUGGUGAGCAGAUGGCUGCUUUGGAGGUUGUCCAGGGUCUGCUUUAUCCCACUGUCUCUGGCCCUGCUACACAGAACAACGGUGGUAUUUCGCAAUCUGACCCCAAUGCCGGAGCAGACGUACCUCAGACUCCCGUUACUUUCGACGCUGUCACCACCGGCGACAAGGCUGGGGCCAGUAUCCUGACCAUCAUUGUCCUCGUUGCCAUUGUUGCUGGUGCCUGGUGGAUGGUCUCGUAAACCCGUUGCAUUCAUGGGCGGACACAUCAUGCUUCAGCUAUCCCAAUCGAUACCACUGUUUGUUUGUACGCCAGGUUAACUGCUCAAGACCUUGUACUUUUUGUUCAGCGAUAGGCCAUGACUACCGGCACUAAGGGUAUUCCCUCAUUGGACCUGUAUUUUAUUCAUUGACAUUUGGGAGUUGCAGGCGUUCACGAAGAGCUCUCAGCGGGACAUAUAGCUCGUAUUUCUCGAGAAUAUACCAUUUACUGCACAUCAUGUCGAGUCCGUGGACACUUCAGAUGUAUGACGUCUGACUAGGCCGAGGCUUGAGCACCACCACCUGUACGAACAGCAUAAUUACUUACAACAGCAAAUAGUCCUGCCAC